AUGGCAGCAAAACAGUACAUCCGAAAUAUGAUAUCCAGACUCUGUUCAAUCAACAAUCAACAAUUGAGAAUCCAGCAAAUAAAGCUAAGAACAAAAGAUAAACAAAAUGAUAAGACUGAACUUCGAGGGAAAUUUGAAGACAUCUUUGAUGUUGAUCAUUUCAUUGAUUACUUAAAGGAUGAUGUGCGAAUUGUUCGUGAUAUCCCUGAUUGGUUUACUGACAAAUCAGAAUUAUUCUCAAGCAUAAGACGGACUGUAAAAAACAUUCCCAAGUAUGCUCCUGCCCAAUUUUACAUUGAUAAUGUACUACCUCGAAUCAAGGAGAAGAAGAUAAUGGCCCUAAAACCCUUUGUUGAUCGGCUUGGGUAUGAUAAUGUUCCCCCAGAAAUCAACAGGCUUAGGUGCAGAGUAAAUUAUCAUGCUCUGAAAUUUCUUCCGGAGAUAGAGCAGAUGGCUGAUUCUUUAGUAUCAAGGAUGCGAAAUCGCACUGGCAGUUCAAAUCCUUAUAUGGCUCUGCAUCUUAGGUUUGAGAAAGGGAUGGUGGGCUUAUCAUUCUGUGAUUUUGUGGGGACAAGGGAAGAGAAGGCUAAAAUGGCUGAAUAUAGAAAAAAAGAAUGGCCUCGACGCUAUAAGAAUGGUUCCCAUUUAUGGCAAUUGGCCCUGCAGAAGCGCAAGGAAGGACGAUGUCCUCUUGAGCCUGGGGAAGUGGCUGUGAUUCUUCGUGCAAUGGGAUAUCCCAAAGAAACUCAAAUUUAUGUUGCGUCUGGUCAAGUUUAUGGUGGCCAAAACCGGAUGGCACCACUGAGGAACAUGUUCCCGAAUCUGGUUACAAAGGAGGAAUUAGCAAGCAAGGAGGAGUUAGCUGGUUUCAGGAAGCAUGUAACAAGCUUGGCAGCCCUCGACUUCCUGGUCUGCUUGAAGUCUGAUGUGUUUGUUAUGACCCAUGGUGGUAACUUCGCUAAGUUGAUAAUUGGGGCACGCAGGUACAUGGGUCACCGUUAUAAAUCCAUAAAACCAGACAAGGGACUUAUGUCAAAAUCUUUUGGGGACCCCUAUAUGGGUUGGGCCACUUUUGUAGAGGAUGUAGUUGUCACCCAUCAGACAAGGACUGGAUUGCCGGAAGAGACCUUCCCUAACUAUGACCUUUGGGAGAACCCUCUGACUCCUUGCAUGUGUAAAGCCUGA
Molecule: messenger RNA, 1185 nt
Organism: Pistacia vera
Lineage: Eukaryota; Viridiplantae; Streptophyta; Magnoliopsida; Sapindales; Anacardiaceae
Product: protein PECTIC ARABINOGALACTAN SYNTHESIS-RELATED-like
Exons: 7
Coding region: 1-1185 (394 amino acids)
Source: RefSeq, a predicted model, not a curated record